This is a messenger RNA of Meleagris gallopavo (turkey), 1750 nucleotides long. RefSeq names its product zinc finger containing ubiquitin peptidase 1 (gene ZUP1). NCBI's taxonomy places the organism in Eukaryota, Metazoa, Chordata, Aves, Galliformes, Phasianidae. The record is from RefSeq and is a predicted model, not a curated record.
CACCCGGAGCCCCAGCAGCUGCCCCGCAGCCCCGAGCUCGAGUGCCCUUUCUGCGGGGAGGCGGCGGGGCGCCAGCUGGAGGCGCACGUCAGGGCGCGGCACGGGCAGUUGCUCGGCGCAGACACGGAGAAUGUUGAACAGCUAUAUGAAUGUCCAAUAUGUGGUCUUACCUGUACAGACAUUCAGAUUCUCGAGGAACAUGUGGAUUUACACUUAGAGGAACACAGCUUUCCAGAAGGUGGAGGCAGUGGAGAUUUAGAACUGGCUCAGCGGCUUCAAACUGAAGAAGAUAAACAGCAGAGACUUGAAGAAGAGAAGCGAGAGAAGGAAGAAUUUAAAAAGCUACAGAGACAGUAUGGCUUGGAUGGUUCUGGAGGCUACAAGAAGCAAUUCCUGAAUAAUAUGGAAAGAGAAGUUAAUAGAGGAAGGAUGCAGCCCUUUGAGUAUCACAAGAGAAAAGCUGACAUGAUGGAAUGUUUGGCUUUUGGUAUAGAUGAUGGGAAAACAAAAACCUCAGGAAUCACUGAGGCAUUGUGCAAAUACUACCAGAAUGAAAACAAAGAUGUGAGGCAUGUUUGGCUUUCAGCAGGAGUAGAUCACUUCCAAUCAUCUUUGGGUGACAAAGGCUGGGGUUGUGGUUACAGGAAUUUCCAAAUGCUCCUUUCCUCACUCUUGCAAAACAGCUUGUAUAAUGACUGCUUGAGAGAUACUGCACUAAUUCCUAGCAUACCGAAGAUUCAAUCCAUGAUUGAAGAUGCUUGGAAAGAAGGCUUUGAUCCUCAUGGAGCAUCUCACUUCAACAACCGAUUAUGUGGUUCCAAGGCAUGGAUAGGAGCAUGUGAAAUUUAUUCACUGUUAACCAGUCUCAGGAUAAAGUGCCAAAUUAUUGACUUUCACAAACCAACUGGUCCCACAGGUACACACCCUCGUUUGUUUGAGUGGAUUUUACAUUACUAUUCUACAGAUAAUGAAAGUACUGCAAAGGUAGUGUGCACUUCCAAGCCACCUAUCUACUUGCAACAUCAAGGUCAUAGCCGUACUGUUGUAGGCAUAGAAGAAAAGAAGAAUAAAGCCUUAUGUUUACUACUAUUUGAUCCUGGAUGUCCUUCUCAAGAAAUGCAGAAACUGUUAAAACUGAACAGUGAUGGCACUAGUCUCAAACUACUUCGAAAGUUUAUGGGUGGCUUAAAAGAAAAGCAAUACCAGAUAGUUGCUGUAGAUGGCAUCCUCACAUUGGAAGAGAAAACUGCUCGCUGUCUGGCUUCUCAGGUCUUAACAUCAGAGAAGAUUCCUUAAAGGACGUCUUAUCUACCUCUUUCUGAAAUCUGCUGAAUACAAAACACUGAACUAGUCAUAUUGGACUGUGACUAGCUUAACAAUUUUUACACCUAAGUUAUGUCUAGAAGCUUGGAGAAGCACAACAUCAGACUUAAGCCUAUAAUUUUAAUCUUCAGUCAAAGCACUUCCCUCCAGGCGAAGUGUAACUCUUCAGUAUUAGCUGCUUAGGCUAGCAGAAAAUUGGGUAUUUUCUUAGUUGCUUAAAUUAUAAAGUAACAUCCACUGCCCUGUAGCAAGCUAUGCACUGUAGUUAAUUAUCAAUAAGCACUGGGUAAAAAUACUGUGAAACACUUUUUUUUUUUUUUUUUGGAGUGCCUGGUCAACUUUAUCUCUGUAAGUACAUUUAUACUUGCUCUAUGGCUAAUGUUCCAUCCCAUGUAAAAUUUAAUUAAAGAGUAUCUUUUGUAUCUCA